Molecule: messenger RNA, 310 nt
Organism: Talpa occidentalis (Iberian mole)
Lineage: Eukaryota; Metazoa; Chordata; Mammalia; Eulipotyphla; Talpidae
Product: late cornified envelope protein 3D-like
Exons: 2
Coding region: 41-307 (88 amino acids)
Biological process (GO): epidermis development
Source: RefSeq, a predicted model, not a curated record
CCUGCCUCCUCUGCACCAGACUCACCCACCUCCUGCCACGAUGUCCUGCCAGCAGAACCAGCAGCAGUGCCAGUCCCCUCCCAAGUGCCCCACACCCAAGUGCCCCCCCAAGAGCCCAGCACAGUGCUUGCCUCCGGCCUCCUCGGGCUGUGCUCUCAGCUCUGGGGACUGCCAUGGCCCCAGCUCUGGGACCGGCUGCUGCCUGAACCUCCAUGGGAGCCACAGGUCCCAUGGGUGCAGGCGCCAGAGCUCUGGCUCCUGUGAUGGUGUCAGUGGGCAGCAGUUGGGGGGCUCUGGCUGUGGCUGAGGC